AUGGAAGAAGAAUUCAACGGAUUUAUACCACCAAGUGCAAACUCUCCUAUACCUGAAGGCAUGAAAAUACUACCAGGAACCCAAAAGGAAGACAAUCCUCCUAAAGUUAAUGAUUACCAAGUUGCGCCAGUAGUAAAUGAAGAACAUUUUCAAAUGAAUUUAGGGGGAGUAGUUCCAUCAAAUUGGACAAUGAACCAAAUUGCACACUAUGUCAAUUUUGCCGGACCUGAUGAUAGUGUAUUUGCUGAAAAGGCCAAAAACUUAUUGCGUGAAAAAGGAUACAAUGUAUGA
Plasmodium gonderi is the source of this 291-nucleotide messenger RNA. Its product is annotated as gamete release protein. The transcript has a single exon. The coding region runs from base 1 to 291 and encodes 96 amino acids. Lineage: Eukaryota; Apicomplexa; Aconoidasida; Haemosporida; Plasmodiidae. The record is from RefSeq and is a predicted model, not a curated record.